AUGCAUUUCUCCAUCAGGUGGACUCUGGUCCUGCUGGGUCUGGUUCUCAUCUCUCUGUUCCCUCAGCCGGCGCGAGGUCAAGUUUCAUCGCCCAGACGAUUCCGAGCCAAAGUGCUGAGUCCCACCAAGCUGCAGGUUCUGUGGAAGGAGCCGAGAGGAGAGUUCGAAAGCUACAGAGUCGUUUACACCACCCGACCAGGUGGACAGAAGGAGGAAGUGCAGGUUUCGAAACAGGAAGCCAAGCUGACGAUCGAGGACUUUGACCCGUCCAAAGAAUACGACUUUCAAAUCGUGGCAGUCAGUGGAGGACGUGAGAGUAAACCUCUGCAGGCCAAACAUGAAGCUCAGCGAUCUGGCAUCGAGGUCGUUCGGUCUCAGCGGAGAGAAGACGCUGGCGUCACCGAGGACAACAACGAGAUCUCGGAAGCUGAAGAAGGAUUCAUGUGUAAGACUCCGGCCAUCUCCGACAUCGUGAUCCUGGUGGACGGCUCCUGGAGCAUCGGUCGCAUCAACUUCCGGCUGGUCAGGACCUUCCUGGAGAACCUGGUCCGGGCCUUCAGCGUGGACAUCCACAAGACCCGGAUCGGUCUGGCUCAGUACAGCGGAGACCCCCGGAUCGAGUGGCACCUGAACGCUCACAGCACCAAAGAGGCCGUGAUGGACGCAGUGAAGAACCUUCCGUACAAAGGAGGAAACACACUGACAGGUUUGGCUCUGACCUUCAUCCUGGAGAACAGCUUCAAACCAGAGUCUGGAUCCAGACCCGGCGUUCCCAAGAUCGGGAUCCUGAUCACGGACGGGAAGUCUCAGGACGAUGUGAUCCCCCCCGCUCGCAGCCUGAGGGACGCCGGCAUCGAGCUGUUCGCCAUCGGUGUGAAGAACGCUGACGAGAACGAGCUGAAGGGCAUCGCCUCCCCCCCCGAGGACACGCACGUCUACGUGGUGGCCGACUUCGCGGUGAUGAGCGACAUCGUGGAAGGUUUGACCAAGACCGUGUGCGAGCGCAUGGAGCAGCUGGACAAGCAGCUCCGAGGGGGGUCUCCCGUUCUGCCUCCCACCUCCAUAGCUCCGCCCCGUGACCUGGUGACCUCUGACAUCACAGCUCGCAGCUUCCGCGUGGCGUGGACUCACGCUCCGGGUCAGGUGGAGAAGUACCGGGUGGUCUACUACCCGGCCAGCGGGGGGCAGCCGGAGGAGAAGGUGGUUCCCGGCUCGGACGACAGCGUGGAGCUGACCUACCUCAACUCGCUGACGGAGUACCAGGUCGCCGUGUUCGCCGUCUACCGCAGCACGGCGAGCGCGGCGCUGAGAGGCAGCGCCACCACACUGGCGCUGCCGAUGGUGAACGAGCUGGAGCUGUUUGACAUCACUCACAGCACCAUGAGGGUUCGCUGGAAGGUCGCCGCCGGGGCUUCUGGGUACAUGAUCCUCUACGCCCCGCUCACUGAGGGAGACCCUGCGGACGAGAAAGAGGUGAAGGUGUUGGACUCGGUGAACGAGGUGGAGCUGGAGGCGUUGACCCCGGCCACAGAGUACACGGUGACGGUGUACGCCAUGUACGGCGAGGAGGCCAGCGACCCCAUGACCAGUCAGCAGACCACACUUCCUCUGACUCCGGCGAGGAAUCUGCAGUUCUCAGACGUGGACCAUAGCUCCGCCCAGCUCACGUGGGACUCCGCCUCCAGGAAGGUGAACGGUUACCGCAUCAUGUACGUGAAAACCGACGGGGUCCUGACCAAUGAGGUGGAGGUCGGCCGUGUGACCACCUGGCUGCUGAGGAACCUCACGUCCCUGACGGAGUACACGGUCGGCGUGUUCGCCGUCUACGACGAGGGACAAGCUGAGGCCGUGACCGACAGCUUCACCACCAAGACUGUUCCAGACCCACUCAACAUGAAGACCAGUGACAUCUCCACUGACAGCUUCAGGGUGUCAUGGCAACACCCGGCCACUGAUGUGGUUCUGUACCGACUCAUCUGGACGCCGACUGACGGAGGAGACGGUCAGGAGGCUCUGGUGAAUGGAAACCUCAACACCUUCCUGAUCCGACGCCUCAGCCCGAACUCGGAGUACGAGGUCCUGCUCGCGGCCGUGUACGCAAACGAGGUCGAGAGCGACGAGGUCAUCCUGGUCGAGUCCACCGUUGAAAGAACAACCACCGUCGCCACGACAACCACCGUAACAGCAGCUCCUCGUUUCGGGGUGAGGAACAUGAGGAUCGAUGAUGAAACCACCUACAGCCUGCGAGUGUCCUGGCAGCCGCUCGACUCCCGGAACCUCCGACAUUAUCGACUCAGCUACAUCAGCGCCAAGGGCGACCGGGCGGAGGAGACGAGGACAGUGCCCAGUGGACAGAGCAGCCUGGUCCUUCAGCCUCUUCUCUCCGACACCGAGUACAAAGUGGCCGUCACGCCCGUCUACCCCGAGGGAGACGGACCGGCCGCCGCUCGGAUGGGACGAACACUUCCUCUUUCAGCCCCGAGGAACCUGCGCGUGUCGGAGGAGUGGUACAACCGCUUCAGGAUCAGCUGGGACGUCCCCCCCUCCCCCACCAUGGGCUACAGGGUCGUCUACCAGCCGCUAUCUGCCCCCGGGCCGGCCCUGGAGACCUUCGUGGGCGAGGACGUGAACACGAUGCUGAUCGUGAACCUGCUCAGCGGGACGGAGUACAGCGUGAAGGUCAUCGCCUCCUACACCACCGGCUCCAGCGACGCUCUGUCGGGGAAGGCCAAGACCCUUGACCUGAGGGUCACCGGCCUGAGUGUGACCCAGGUGAGGAUGACGGGUCUGUGCGCCCAGUGGACGCCGCACCGACACGCCAGCGCCUCCCGGGUGGUGGUGGAGUCGCUGCUCAACGGACAGAAGCAGGAGAGCAAGCUGGGCGGGGGGGCCAAUCGACACUGUUUCAACAACCUGAAGCCGAACACACAGUACAAGAUCAGUGUGUACGCCCAGCUGCAGGACGCCAGCGAGGGACCUGCAGUCACCGCUGUGGAGAGGACACUUCCCGUCCCGACUCCGGCGCCCACCAAGCCCCCCACCACCACCGCGCCACCCACCAUCCCCCCGGCUAAAGAAGUCUGUAAAGCAGCCAAGGCCGACCUGGUCUUCCUGGUCGACGGCUCCUGGAGCAUCGGUGACGAGAGCUUCCUGAAGAUCAUCCGCUUCCUGUCCAGCACGACCGGAGCUCUGGACGUGAUCGGGCCGGACGGAACUCAGGUCGCCAUGGUCCAGUUCAGCGACGACGCUCGCACCGAGUUCAAGCUGAACUCGUACGGAGACAAGGAGCGGCUGCUGGACGCCAUCAACAGGAUCUCCUACAAGGGAGGGAACACAAAGACGGGUCGAGCCAUCCAACACGUGAAGGACAAGAUCUUCACGGAGGAGGGCGGAGUCAGGAGGGGAAUCCCCAACGUGCUGGUGGUCCUCACGGACGGACGCUCCCAGGACGACGUCAACAAGGUUUCCAAGGAGAUGCAGAUGGAAGGUUACAUCGUGUUUGCGAUCGGAUUCGCUGACGCGGACUACGGCGAGCUGGUGAGCAUCGCCAGCUCGCCCAGCGACAGACACGUCUUCUUCGUGGACGACCUGGACGCCUUCAAGAAGAUCGAGGAGAAGCUGGUGACCUUCGUGUGCGAAGCCGCCACCGCCACUUGUCCUUCGGUACCAAUGAGUGGCAGCACAACACCAGGUUUCCGGAUGAUGGAGCUGUUCGGCCUGGUGGAGAAUCGGUACAGCAGCGUCUCCGGUGUUUCCAUGGUUCCCGGGACCUUCAACCUGUUCCCGUGCUUCCACCUGCACAGCGACGCCCUGCUGGCCCAGCCCACCAGGUUCCUCCACCCUGAGGGUCUCCCCUCGGACUACACCAUCAGCCUGCUGUUCAGGCUCCUCCCCCGGACCCCCGAGGAGCCCUUCGCCCUGUGGGAGGUCCUGAACAAGAACAACGAGCCGCUGGUGGGAGUCAUCCUGGACAACGGAGGAAAGACGCUGACGUUCUUCAACCACGACUACAAAGGAGAGUUUCAGACGGUGACGUUCGAAGGGACGGAAAUCAAGAAGCUCUUCUACGGGAGCUUCCACAAGCUUCACAUCGCCAUCAGCAAGACCAGCGCCAAGGUGGUGAUCGACUGCAAGAUGGUGGCGGAGAAAAGCAUCAGCGCCGCGGGAAACAUCACCACCGACGGGCUGGAGGUUCUGGGCCGGAUGGUUCGAUCCAGAGGGAACAAGGACAGCUCUGCACCGUUCCAGCUCCAGAGCUUCGACAUCGUGUGCAGCACGUCCUGGGCCAACAGAGACAAGUGCUGCGAGCUUCCUGGUCUGAGGAAAGAGGUCGACUGUCCGGCUUUACCCAAAUCCUGCACCUGCACCCAGGACAGCAAAGGCCCCCCCGGCCCCACGGGACCCCCAGGAGGCCCUGGAAUCAGAGGAGCCCGAGGUGAUCGUGGAGAGCCAGGCCCGGUGGGCCUGACCGGUCCAGUGGGCGAUGCGGGUGUACCAGGACCUCAGGGACCCCCGGGACCACAAGGACACAGCGGACGCUCCAUCAUCGGACAACCAGGGGCGCCAGGAGAGAGAGGGCAGAAAGGUGAGGCCGGACAACAAGGCACACAGGGAGUGGCUGGUCGAGCUGGAGCUACAGGCAGAGAAGGACCACCAGGACCCAGAGGCCUCACAGGGAAAGACGGCCUGCAGGGCCGGGCCGGGCCCCCGGGCACCAUCGGGACGCCAGGCGCCCCGGGCGCUCCAGGAAACACCGGCGCUACAGGGAAACACGGCGAGCUGGGACCUCCGGGUGCUGCCGGAGGCAAGGGAGAGAAAGGAGAACGGGGCGACCUGCAGUCGUCGGCGUCGGUCCAGGCCAUCGCCCGGCAGGUGUGUGAGCAGCUGAUCCAGAGCCACAUGGCGAGAUACAACUCCAUCCUGAACCACGUGCCCAGUCCGCCAGUGUCCGUCCGCACCGUGCCAGGACCCCCUGGGGAGCCCGGGCGCCAGGGGACCCCGGGGACCCAGGGAGAGCAGGGGCCGUCGGGCAGACCCGGGUUCCCAGGACAGAACGGGCAGAACGGGCAGCCUGGAGAGAGAGGUCAAACAGGAGAGAAGGGGGAGAAGGGAUCUUUAGGAGUCGGAGUCCAAGGCCCCCGAGGACCUGCCGGACCCCCAGGUGCUCAGGGUCAGGGCAGACAAGGGAACCAGGGUUCGUCAGGGCGACCCGGGAACCCUGGGGCCUCAGGUCGGCCGGGGGUCCCUGGUCCUGUCGGCCCCUCGGGACCCCCGGGGUACUGUGACCCCAACUCCUGUGUGGGCUACAACGUGGGAGAGGCUGAGGAUGACUCUCACGGCGCCGCUGUCCCCGCAGUGCAACUGCCGUCCGAUGUUUUCCAGAACUACGGCGAGGCGGAUGAGGACGACCCGUACCGCUACUACCAGCCCAACUACCCCGCCCCCCGGCCCGUGUCACCUGACGACCCGGCGUUCGGACAGGACGACAUCGAGCUGACGUCGCCCGGCGUCCGGCGCAGCGCACGCAGCCUGGAGGGGGAGGAGCCAAGGCUGGGGCCCAAGAGGAGGCUAAAGAGGGGAGGGACUAACUAG
Limanda limanda (common dab) is the source of this 5592-nucleotide messenger RNA. RefSeq names its product collagen alpha-1(XIV) chain-like. The record is from RefSeq and is a predicted model, not a curated record. Gene Ontology annotation, molecular function: protein binding. Gene Ontology annotation, cellular component: interstitial matrix. NCBI's taxonomy places the organism in Eukaryota, Metazoa, Chordata, Actinopteri, Pleuronectiformes, Pleuronectidae.